Messenger RNA from Carya illinoinensis, 1008 nucleotides. RefSeq lists its product as uncharacterized. Lineage: Eukaryota; Viridiplantae; Streptophyta; Magnoliopsida; Fagales; Juglandaceae. Gene Ontology annotation, molecular function: RNA-DNA hybrid ribonuclease activity; nucleic acid binding. The coding region runs from base 1 to 1008 and encodes 335 amino acids. The transcript has 3 exons. The record is from RefSeq and is a predicted model, not a curated record.
AUGGAGGAGGGGGGUCUUGGUGUUCUAGAUUUGAAGGAGGUGCAGGAUUCGCUAUUUAUGAAGUUUGCCUGGAAAUUGCUUAAGGGAGGGUCUAUUUGGGCAGAUUUUUUCAGGAAAAAGUACGUUGGGCAAGAAGAUGUUUAUAAGAUUAAUGAAGCUGGUGUGAGGCUGAAAUCCAACAAGCCAGAUGUGCUGAUUUGGAAGCAUUCGGUAGAGGGGAAUUUCACAACAAGGGCGAAGAGAAGGGCUGUGCCGACAGAUGAUAUAGUACAGAGUUUGGAUAUCCCAGUUGUAUCUAAGUGUCACUCCUGCGUAUUGCCAUGUGUUGAAUUGUUACAACAUGUAUUGUGUGAGGGGCAGAGUGCUCAAAGAGUUUGGAGGUAUUUUUCUAAUAGCUGUCAAAUUCGAUUGCCACAUAUAAGGAAUUGGAAAGGAAUGAUGGUGUAUUGGUGGCAGAGAGCAACAAGCAGAACGCAAGUAGCAUGGAUACAGGGUGUACUACCAAUUCUUAUUUCUUGGGCUUCACGGAAGGCUAGAUGCUCAUCAAGAAUGGAAGGAAUUAUUUUCAAUAUAGAAGGUAUAAUUCGUUAUGUAAAAUGUCUUCUUAAAGAGGUUGCUUGUUCGUUGCAGAAUUUUCAGAAAAUCAGAAAGGGAGAUAGCAUGGUAAUGCACAACUUCAGCUUGCCGAUAAUACCAACGCAUCAGAAAAAAGUAAAGUAUGUGAAAUGGAAAACGCCACAUUCGGGUAUGAUAAAAUUAAAUGUUGAUGGUGGGGCUCGUACAAAUCCGGGAGAGGCAGGGGGUGGGGGGGUGAUUCGGGAUUCUAGUGGGAGGUGUAUUGCUGGUUUUGCGCAUUUUUACAGGAAUGCGACAAAUACAGCUGCCGAAUGUAGUGCAUUACUAGAUGGUCUCCGCCUUUGUAAACAGUUACAGUUUCAGAAUGAUCUAAUUGAAUCAGAUUCAUCGGUGGUUAUGAAUUGGCUAGCUUCCGGUAUUUAUCGUCUUUAG